Messenger RNA from Drosophila hydei, 1661 nucleotides. It is a transcript of the gene ste24a, whose product is annotated as CAAX prenyl protease 1 homolog. The record is from RefSeq and is a predicted model, not a curated record. Lineage: Eukaryota; Metazoa; Arthropoda; Insecta; Diptera; Drosophilidae. The transcript has 2 exons. Gene Ontology annotation, biological process: CAAX-box protein processing. Bases 102 to 1460 code for a protein of 452 amino acids. Gene Ontology annotation, cellular component: endoplasmic reticulum membrane. Gene Ontology annotation, molecular function: metalloendopeptidase activity.
AGCGCUUUACGACACUGUUUUAAGGUUUUACGUGCAAGCCGUAGAGUGCGGCGUUGUUGAAGUAUAUACGUCUACAUUAAUCUUAUGAAAUUCAGGUGAAAAUGUCCAUUUUGGAAGCAGACGAUGUGCUGUACAGCAUUUUGGCAUUAGUCAUCAUUGAAAAUUCUCUAGAAAUCUAUAUAGCGUAUCGCCAGGUUAAAGUCUACCGUAGUGCUUUGGAUGUGCCCAAUGAGCUUAAGGCUCACAUGAGCUCGGAGACGUUCCAUAAGGCGCGCAAGUAUGGCUUAGAUGGGGAGAACUUUGGCAUCUUUAAGGCCUUGUUAAUGGACGUGCUACUUCUUUGUUUGGAACUAUAUAUUGGACUUAUUGCAUUGCUUUGGCAGAUGUCGGUAGAUGUAGUCGAACGCCUGGAAUGGGAUUCGAGCAAUGAGAUUAUUGUCAGCCUCGUAUUUGUGCUUAUUUCGAAUGUGUUGUCCACAUUCAAAUCGUUGCCAUUUAAGAUCUACAAGAUCUUCGUGCUGGAGGAAAAGCAUGGCUUUAAUAAGCAAACGGCUGGUUUCUUUGCAUGGGAUCAGGUCAAGGGCUUCCUGGUUACCCAGAUAGUGAUGCUGCCCAUUACAGCGGCAAUCAUCUUUAUUGUGCAGCGCGGCGGCGACAAUUUCUUCAUCUGGCUGUGGAUAUUUGCUGGCGUAAUCUCCCUGGUGCUACUCACCCUCUAUCCGAUCUUCAUUGCGCCGCUCUUCGACAAGUACACACCCCUGGAGCAGGGCCCAUUGCGUCAGUCAAUUGAGUCUUUGGCUGCUUCACUCAAGUUCCCAUUGACUAAGCUGUAUGUUGUGGAAGGAUCAAAACGCUCUUCACACAGUAAUGCUUACUUCUAUGGACUGUGGAAUUCGAAGCGUAUUGUGCUGUUCGAUACACUGUUAUUAAACAAAGGCAAACCGGAUGAUUCAGAUCUGAGCGACGAUGAGAAAGGCAAGGGCUGCACGGACGAGGAGGUGUUGGCUGUACUUGGUCAUGAGCUGGGCCAUUGGAAGCUGGGUCAUGUGACCAAGAACAUUGUCAUUAUGGAAGUCCAUCUUUUCCUCAUGUUUCUUGUCUUCGGCUAUUUGUUUAAGUAUGCUCCAUUCUAUGAGGCAUUGGGCUUUGAACCAGGCACGCGACCCAUACUCGUUGGUCUGUUGAUUGUCUUCACGUAUGUGAUGGCACCUUACAAUGCCAUCAUCAACUUUGCCAUGACAUUAUUAUCCCGUCGUUUUGAAUAUCAAGCGGAUGAAUUUGCCCAUAACCUGGGUUUUGAGAAACAAUUAAGCCGAGCAUUGAUCAAACUCAAUUUGGAUAAUUUGGGCUUCCCCAUCUUUGACUGGCUAUACUCCACCUGGAAUCAUUCGCAUCCAACACUGUUGCAGCGCUUGGCGCGUCUCAAGCAAUUGGGACAGCCGGAGAAGAAGACGCAGUAAACUAUGGGAUGGGCCUUUUAGCCCUGCAUGCAAUCGCAAGUGUGAAGACCAAAGUAUUUAGCUUCUCUCUCUGCCUAUCUCUCGCUGCUGUAAACCUUAUCCGUAUCGUAGUAGUCCCUCUCCUUUUUAGUUGUAUAUUGUAUAGAUUUCAAUAAAGCAUGCCGACUUGACCGAAAAAAAAAAAUAUAAAUAAAGUAAGGA